Messenger RNA from Paralichthys olivaceus (Japanese flounder), 2985 nucleotides. The record is from RefSeq and is a predicted model, not a curated record. Lineage: Eukaryota; Metazoa; Chordata; Actinopteri; Pleuronectiformes; Paralichthyidae.
CCGCACUGUGCGCCGCUGCCCGCAUCUGGAACAAGACGUUUUCGCAGCAGUGUCAGGAUUUUUGCACAACUCUCCCACCUGGAAGACCAGGGAUGGGCCGCCUGGCGUUAAAAGAAGCCUCACAUCUUUUCAUGGCAAACUCUGAAGAGCAGAGCUGCUUGAUUUAAUGAACAUAUAGAGCUGGACGACAUCUGCCUGUAUGAUGCAUUUCACUUGCCCGUAGAUUAUUGUGCAAGUAGCAAGAGCAGAGCAGCCAUUACCCUUCAGUGCAGCAAUUGAAUGGAAAUAUGGACACCUUCAAUGGAGGGAUUUUGACUCAACAUGUCCAGGAACCAUGAGCCUGGUCACUCAGUAGGGAUGUUGGCUGCCGUGGAACAUGGUCCCAUCCUCUGCAGCGACUCCAACAUCCUCUGCCUCUCGUGGAAAGGCCGGGUCCCCAAGAGCGAGAAGGACAAGCCGGUCUGUCGGAGACGGUACUAUGAGGAGGGCUGGCUCGCCACGGGGAACGGGAGGGGAGUCGUUGGGGUGACGUUUACUUCGAGUCACUGCAGGAGAGACAGGAGUACACCUCAGAGAAUCAAUUUUAACCUACGAGGACACAACAGCGAGGUUGUCUUGGUGCGUUGGAAUGAGCCCUUUCAGAAGCUGGCCACCUGCGAUAUGGAGGGAGGUAUUUUUGUGUGGAUCCAGUAUGAAGGAAGAUGGUCUGUGGAGUUAGUGAACGACAGAGGAGCCCAGGUGAGUGACUUCACCUGGUCACAUGACGGCACUCAAGCCCUUAUCGCGUACAGGGACGGCUUCGUGUUAGUCGGCUCAGUCAGUGGACAAAGACACUGGUCCUCAGAGAUUAACCUGGAGAGUCAAAUCACCUGUGGCAUCUGGACCCCUGAUGAUCAGCAGGUGUUGUUUGGUACAGCAGAUGGGCAGGUGAUAGUAAUGGACUGCCACGGCCGGAUGCUUGCCCAUGUUCUGUUACAUGAGUCUGACGGGAUCGUGAGCAUGUCCUGGAACUGCCCGAAUUUCCUGGUGGAGGACAGCACAGAGAGUGACACAGACUCUGACGACAAUAUUCUGCCUUUAGUGCGGCGAGUCAAGCCACUGUUAACAGUCACCUUCUUAUCGGGAGAUAUCAGUCUGAUGAACAACUACGAUGACCUCUCUCCUGCUGUAAUUCGCUCAGGGCUGAAAGAUGUUGAGGCCCAGUGGUGCUCCCAGGGAGAUCUGCUGGCUGUGGCCGGCAUGGAGAGACACGGGCUUCCUCCCGACUCUGUGUGUGCAUCCAUCAUGAAGAACGCCCUUGUUAAGUUCUAUAACGUCCAAGGAGAACACAUCUACACUUUGGAGACACCGGCACAGAGGCCCAUCACCACCAUCUGUUGGGGUCACAGAGACUCUCGUCUCUUCCUUGCCUGCGGACCAGCUCUGUACGUGGUGCGUGUGGAGCACAGGGUCGCCAGCCUCCAGCUCUUAUGCCAGCAGGGCAUCGCCAGCGCCCUGCGAGAGGAGAAAGAUGUGGGGAAACUCAACAUGCCGUCGUUGCUCUGCUCUUAUGUCACCACUGCUUUCAUACCGACCAUCAAGCCCCCAAUCCCUGACCCCAACAACAUCCGGGACUUUGUCAGCUAUCCCACCGCGGGCAACGAGAGGCUCCACUGCACCAUGAAGCGGGCGGAAGACAGCCCGGAGGCAGGCGGACCCUGCUACACUCUCUACCUGGAAUAUUUAGGAGGGCUGGUGCCUAUUCUCAAAGGAAGGAGGAUCAGCAAACUACGGCCUGAGUUCAUCAUCAUGGAUCCAAAAACAGACAGCAAAGCAGAGGAGGUGUGUGUGAACCCCAUGAUCUCAUACGCCGACAGCUGUAACUGCUCUGACUCCAGUGACAUUGAGUUGAGCGACGAGUGGGUCGGGAAGAAGUCACCAAAGUUAUCCAGAGGAAACAGGAUGAACAUAGAAUUAAGAAAAUCGCCCAAACUCUCACGGGCCAAUCAGGAAGGCCAGCGGUCACCACGGUUACCAACAAAGAAGCCUCCAGUUCGAUCUCCCAGUCUGACUCGACGGGAGUUUUCUAUGGAUGGAAUCACAGAGCACAACUACCUUGCUCAAGUCACAUCCAACAUAUGGGGGACAAAGUUCAAAAUUGUCGGACUUGCAUCGUUCCUCCCCGCCAACCUGGGAGCAGUCAUCUAUAAGACCAGUUUACUUCAUUUGCAACCGAGGCAGAUGACGAUCUACCUGCCGGAAGUGCGAAAGAUUUCUCACGACUUCAUGAGCCUGCCCGUGUUCAACCCUAAUGUGUUCAGUGAAGAUGAGGACGAUUUACCAGUUAUGGGGCCGUCUGGAGUGGCAGGAGACAAUCCUCCCUGUACGGUCAACAUUCCCAUCGCUCCCAUCCACAGCCCAGCUCAGGCCAUGUCCCCGACUCAGAGUAUCGGCCUGGUUCAGUCUCUCCUGGCCAAUCAGAAUAUUCAGCUCGACGUCUUGACCAACCCCACAGCCACUGCAGUGGUGGCAGCUGCAGCAGCUGCAGCUUCUUCCCCUGUCACCGAUCACGGCCAGGAUGCAGUUGCAACACCGUACCCAGUGCCAACCAGAUACUCAAACCCUGGCCAGGUGAUCUUCAACGGGCUGGAGAUGGGUCCUCUUCUUCCUGGUACUCUACCACCUCCACCUCACCAUCUCCCACCACAGCCUCACCCACAGCGGUCUCAUUCGCAGCAGCCUCGCCAACAGUCAAAGCAGUCGCAACAAAUGCAGACGCAGCAGCAGCAGCAGCAGCAGCAGAAAAUGCAUCAUCAUCAACAACAGCAGCAGCAGCAGCAGCAACAGCAACACCAUCAUCAGUCGCAGUCACAACAGCAGCAACAACAGCAGCAGCAACAACAGUUACAGCAGCAACAUCAACAGCUACAGCAACUGCACCAGCAGCAGCAGGCGCUACAUCAACAUUUGGCAAGUACCAGGGCCGGAGAUUUAGAUGGCUCCUAG